Messenger RNA from Nasonia vitripennis (jewel wasp), 2355 nucleotides. RefSeq lists its product as uncharacterized. Gene Ontology annotation, molecular function: protein heterodimerization activity; RNA polymerase II general transcription initiation factor activity; transcription coactivator activity. The transcript has 8 exons. The record is from RefSeq and is a predicted model, not a curated record. Bases 740 to 2284 code for a protein of 514 amino acids. Gene Ontology annotation, cellular component: transcription factor TFIID complex; SAGA complex; SLIK (SAGA-like) complex. Lineage: Eukaryota; Metazoa; Arthropoda; Insecta; Hymenoptera; Pteromalidae. Gene Ontology annotation, biological process: RNA polymerase II preinitiation complex assembly; transcription initiation at RNA polymerase II promoter.
AUGAUUACUUACGCUCGUGUAGAUUGUACUGUAAUCUGUUCGGCCUCGCGCGAGGAGUCGAGUACACGUAAUCGUUGGAUUUCGUGAUAUUAAGCAAAAUGCGGGUCGAUGCGUAGAAGAGUCGUCGAAAACGAAAAUAAGGAACAGGGUUUCGGCCACCGAGCUAUUGACAUUGCACGCUUAUUACAUUUUAUUCUAAUAAAAAAGGCAUUUCUUUGCACUUUGCAAAAUUUAUAUUUCAUGAUAGGAGCAAUUUAAACGGCCUUUACCUUUUAAGGAAUCAUGAAAGCUUUAUCUACAAAUCCGCCAGGUAGCGCGACUCUCACUUGACAUAAUGACGGGGGUACAGCUACAGACGCAGGUCGCAGCUAGUUGGGGUCUCAGUUUUGGUAGGUAUACAUAUUAUUAUUGUAUCAGUAGCAGACUAGCAGUAGUAAGUAGCACUGCUCGCUUACUCGCAGUUUGCCACCACAGUUUGGUGGCACGAGUUAGGUUAGGAGCAUCCGAAACCGAAACUUGUGUUUAACCUAUAAAGAACCUGCGCAUAUAACUUUAUUUACGUUCGGAAAAUAGGCUCAUUUGAACCUUAUAUAAUGAGUACACAAUAAUGAAAUCGUCGACAUCAGUGCAGACAGAGACAGAAUCGUCCGAAGAUUCAGCAUCUACUUAUAUCGUGUAUAAGUAGAAUAAAAAAGUGAAUAGCAUUGACGAAUUAUAUAUCGUUUAACGUUUCGGAAAAAUGAAGGAAGUGCUAAGUAACCAGAAUUUUUCAAACUAUAGCAAUCAUUUUGCUAACAACAAUGGAGAGACAAACUCUAACAGUGUCUCUAAUGGUACAAAUUCAAAAAGAAAAUAUGCAGUGUUAAGCACAGACUGGGUCUCUGCAAUAGGUGAGGAAUUGGGUAUGCACCCUCUGCCAGAUACUCUUGUUCGAAAACUUGCAGAAGAUGCAUCCUAUAGGUUACGUGAAGUAUUACACAAAUGUGCCACAAGGCUUAGGCAUAGCAAAAGAAGGCGAUUGACAUCAAACGAUGUCAAUGCUGUAGUUACAAAUCUCUGUAACGUAGAUCCAUCGAUUGGAGCACCAGACCAAUUGCCGGAUUAUAUUCCAGAAGCCAACCUUUUUGUGCCUCACGAACGUUUUGUUGAUUUAGCACAAAAAGUUAAUGAGCCUCCAAGUUUUUCCCAAGUUAACCUUCCAUUUCUUCAAGAAAUUGAAAUUGUAGACUCCAAGCUAUUAGAAGCAAGAAAUAGUUAUGCAAAGAGAGCCUUAAAGAUGUUAUUCAACGGUUCACAAAAGACAUUUCAGGUCCUUUUGAAUGAUUGUGCUACAAAUGCGUGCUUAGGAGGAGAAGGUGUAGUCGAUAAGUUAAUGUCUAUUGCCAGGUCUAUGGUGAUAUCAAACAAUGCACAAUAUACUAGGGUUUCUACUCGAACGUGCCAACUCAUCAUUGCAAUAACAAAUAAUAAUAAAGCAGUUUACCCUUAUCAUCUUAAUUCAGUGGAUAAGUUGACAGAAUUAUUAUUAGAACUGUUGCUUGGUCAGGGUUUUAUAAACUCAAAUCUAGAAACACUAUUCAAAGACUGCGCUUUAAAGUUAAUGUUAAGGUGGCCAUCGGUAGCUAAUAGGUUUAUUCCAACGCUAAAAGGAGUUUUAGUAGGACGUGAGGAACAAAGCUUUGAAUUGAAGAAAAAAGCAAUAGCGCUGGAGCUACUUGCCGGGGUUCAGCCUCUUAUUUUUCUUGAAGAAGAGGCUGAUUCUCCUCUUUCAUUGGUCAAUGUUUUGAAUUAUGCUAUGCCAGGCUCGAACAUGUGGCACAAAAUUGCGGUUUCAGUUUGUGCGUUUGUAAAGUCUGGCAAGCAGUCAUUGAACUAUUCUGUGAUAAUCGAACAUUUUGGAGAUUCGAUACUUCCCUACUUAAGUAGUAGCGAUGUAGCAACGACCGAAAACAAUGAGAAAGCUAAUCUUCCAAUAAUAGUAAUAAGUAAGAUAAACUGUAUUCAAUUGAGACCGACUAUCAAUGGAAGGUUUGGUGACAGACAAAGUGUCUUCCCAGACUCAACACUGAAGGGAUCAAGGCGAGAAAUAAGAUUCGCCUUUGCCGGUGGUCGUCCAGUUCCGUCAAAUAAUCUUCGUCGAGUGAGUCUACGAGCAAACUAUCAAAUUUUAAGAAAUGAAUCGCGAGCUCAGGAGGCUCACGUUGCGUCGCGACGACUCUUAAUUUUCAAGCAUAAGAAGAAACGUCUUACGGGUGCUUACAACUUAUCAAAGAUGAUUUUUUGAAUUGUCAACUUAGUUUUCCAAAUAACUAUAUUCUAUUUAAUAAAAAAAGAAGAAAAAAACGAAAUAAAAAA